Ceratosolen solmsi marchali is the source of this 433-nucleotide messenger RNA. RefSeq names its product mimitin, mitochondrial. The record is from RefSeq and is a predicted model, not a curated record. NCBI's taxonomy places the organism in Eukaryota, Metazoa, Arthropoda, Insecta, Hymenoptera, Agaonidae. Gene Ontology annotation, cellular component: membrane; mitochondrion; respiratory chain complex I. The coding region runs from base 2 to 433 and encodes 143 amino acids. The transcript has 2 exons. Gene Ontology annotation, biological process: mitochondrial respiratory chain complex I assembly.
AAUGGUAAGAAAAGAAAAAGGUUUAUUUCGUAUGAUGUUUUAUGAAUUCAUUGAAUAUAUAAAACCAAACUUUCCAAAAACUACAUGUGUUGGAACGGAUCAUUUUGGUACCAAGUAUUAUGAAACUAUUAAUUCAAAAUCUACAAUGAAAAAAAUUAGAAGAUAUUUUACACCCUUGAAUAAAACAGAUUUUGAACAAGAGUUACCUGCCGAAUGGGAAGCUUGGUUACGAUAUCGCAGAAAAAUACCACCAACCGAAAAAGAAGUUAAUGAUGGAUACCAGAUGAUUUUAACUAAACGAAAAAAUGCUGCUAAACUAAACGCUACUUUUUCUAAUUAUUUAUCUGAUUCUAAAAGUAAUAAAGAUCAAUCAUCGACUACUCAUGCAAAUUUAAAAUAUCCAGUUUAUGAAGAUUACAAAAAAUAUUCUUAA